Messenger RNA from Pocillopora verrucosa, 11792 nucleotides. RefSeq names its product polycystin-1-like. Lineage: Eukaryota; Metazoa; Cnidaria; Anthozoa; Scleractinia; Pocilloporidae. Gene Ontology annotation, biological process: kidney development; calcium ion transport. Gene Ontology annotation, cellular component: plasma membrane. Gene Ontology annotation, molecular function: protein binding; monoatomic cation channel activity. The record is from RefSeq and is a predicted model, not a curated record.
AUGUUUUUGGGGGUGUUAUAUUAUCUCCUUCCUCUAUUGCAGGUUUUGUCUGAUUAUGAAACACAAGGAAGCUUGAUCAUCAAUUCAUCACAGGCUUAUUACCACUUCUGCGAGUUCCAAGUUCUCCCUAAAGCAGUGUACCCAUUCAAUAACAUUACCGUCGCCAACGAUGUCUCGCCUUACAAGGGCGUUGGCUUUGCAGCAGGAACAGAAUUCUCACCGGGAAUUCACGGCGAGGAACAAGGCUCCAUUGAAGUCCAAGGCCGCGCAGACUCUUACAUCGAAUUACGGAAAGACGCUGGGAACCUGAAUAUUAAGAGAUCUAUUACCAUCUUGUUGUAUGUGUAUCCCCUCGGUAGGGCAGGUCCUAUUGUUAACUACAAAAAAGAUGGACAUGGAGUUCAGAUUUACGAGGAUAGAUUUUCAGACAGGGCAUUGGCAACGCGUGUCAAUCGUCGCAAUCUUCGGCGAACAGCAGUUAUUAAGAAGACUGGAAUACUGACCCGAAAUGAAUGGCAUUAUGUUGGAAUGACCUAUGAUUACAGUAGCGGGUUGGUUAGCCUGUGGCACAACGACCAGGAAGUCUCAUCAGGAAACAUAGGAAGAACAGAGAUCGCUACACAGUUUGAUGUACGCAUCGGAGCUCGCCAGACAUCAACGGACGACUUUUUUAAAGGCAGGGUGGCAUGUCUGCAAUUUUACUCAACAGUGUUGACGCAGAGACAAAUCGAAAAGGCACGUAUAGCGUGCAAACCCUUUGAACCCGUCAGCAGGAUUAAUAUGGUUAUACACCACAAAAGCAGGUACAUUGAAGUCAACGAAAACAUUUCAGUGGCAGUGCACAACGACAAGAACUCAAAGUUUAGCGAGUACGUAUACGAUCUAGGUGACGGAAGCCCGACGGUCACCUCCGAUCGAGAAGCAAUUCACCACCGUUAUUCAACGUAUGGAGAUUUUUCCGUGAAGGCCAUCAUAUUUAGCCGUUGCCGUAAUGAAACUUUAGUCGUCAGAGCAACUGUGACUGUUGAAAGACCUUUGGAGCUCCUGGGAAACCUGACCCUGUCUUAUGACCCUGUAUCAUUCCCCUCCGUGUUUAUUGCAGUUCUGAGUUUAAAUCGAGGCACUGAUUUCAAAUGUAAUUGGAACUUCAGUGAUGGUCACCUGGCUGAGACAGACUUUGCGCAUCAUGGGUUGAUGCACAAGAUGAAUUACCAGUUUAACUCAGCAGGAACGUAUACACUUAACGUCAGUUGUGUCAACAGGCUUAGCACAGCAAAUGUUUCCUCGCUAGUAUUUGUGCAAGUUCCCAUCACAGGUCUCGUUAUUGACAAAAUUACUCCUAAAACCUACCUCAGCGAGUUCCUUGUCACGUGGCGAGUACAAACUGGCAGCGAUAUCCACUACACAGCUAGAUUUGAAAAUAAGGAGCUUAAGAUAUUCAAAGGUCAGAAUGAUUCACGCGGAUGGGCUUGGAUACGACGUCAAGAUCACGUGAGUGUAGGUCUCUUUGACGUCACUGUAACAGCGACCAACAAAGUAAGCGCAGUUUUACAGGCUUCAGAAACGAUUCGCAUUGAAACAGAAGUACAACCCUUUGUGCCAGUUAUAUACCAUUCAGAUCGAGACAUCGAAGUUAACGAGACUGUUGUCCUAUCUAUGACAAAAACUAACGAGGAAAAUGCGGCCAAUCCUUACUAUCUUAUCGACUUAGGAGAUGGAAGAAAUCCAUUGAACACAAGAGGGAUAAUGACAAACAUCAGCUAUCCAGUCUACGGGGACUUCUUGGUGACAAUUAAUGCCUCUAACAACGUAUCUUUCUUCAUUGCGAAUAUUUUGAUCAAGAUUCACAAACCAGUGCUGUUGGUAGAAGAUUUGUCCUUGACCACUGAACCGACAAUCUUCUUACAAACUACAGUGAUAAGUGCGCACAUUCCAAGAGCCUCCGAUGUUAUCUGUAGCGCUUCAUUCCAUGAAAUUCCUAAUUACAGCAAGGAGUUCGACCUCCGCGCGCAGUCCGCCUGGGAUCCUGUCAAGGAUCCAAUGAACAUGAACGUGCCUGAUGUCCAGUUUUUUAUAAAGCGCAAUUAUACAAAAGUAGGAGUUUAUAAAGUGACUGUCACUUGUAGAAACCGUCUUAGUGAAAAGACUGCAACAAUUGCUGUUACUGUCCAGAGACCAAUCAUUGGUGCUCGACUCAUUCCCAUUAAACCUAUUAUAUUUGGAAAACCGAUCAAUAUUAGCUUCGGUUUUACCUCGGGGACCAACGCCUCUUUCGCAAUAGACUUCAACGAGCAUAGAUUCCGUCGGAACAUGACAGGUCUCUCAGCAUUUCAUAUCUUAGAUGAAGAUGUUUACAAAUUCCCAGGGAUACACGAGUACACUGUGGCCGUGUGGAACCUGGUGACGUCUCCGAUUUGGAUUCAAGGGCACGUCAUUGUCGAGAUUCCCAUACAUAGUCUGACAGUGUACAUCAUGGGAAAUCCACGUGAUAUAGAAGUGAACGAGAGCGUGUCCAUAGUUGCGAGUCUCAAAAAUGGUAGUAAUCCAGAAUUUGCGUUUGACUUCAAUGAUGGAGGUGAGCUGAUGGUCACUCGAAGACAUCUUGUUGAUUACAAGUUUAAUCCUCAUUCUCAUUAUGUGGUUAAUGUCACUGCGCGAAACAAUGUAAGCGAAGAAUUUGCGCUGCUAAAGGUAAAGGUUGUCAAGCCGGUACUCGUUCUCCGAGGUCUCUCACUCCGUACCGCGCCAACUGCUGUGAAUGACUCAACUAAAAUCGUCCUUUAUUUGCGGGAGGGCUCAGAUUUUUUCUGUACAUGGCAGUUUGGAGAUGGAUCAAGUCUGAAUUCUAGUUACCACCAUCUUAGCUUUUAUGCCGAUGGGAAGACAGCGGAAAGAGAAGCCUUUCAAAACCUUAAAUUUUACGUUGAACAUAGAUUCUCAUCUGCAGGUAUCUUUGUUGUCACAACCCGUUGUCAAAAUCGCUUGAGUUCCGAAGUCGCUUCGGCGGAGGUCGUGAUUCAAACCCUCGUCGAGGGCUUGAAUAUUCCAGUAAUUCCCGCCCAAAGUAUUGGUCGAGAAUUUCGAGUUUUCUGGAGCAUAUCAUCAGGAACAAAUGCUACGUUUCAAAUCAGUUUUAAGGGAGGAGAGAUCACUUCUAUUCACACUUCAGAAUUAGAAGGUCACGCUCGUGUGGUGGUCAAUAUUCCUGGUGAAUAUUUCAUUCAGGUAACAGCCCAUAACUUAGUAAGCCCAAUACAAAACAGAUCAGCGGUCAUCUUAGCAGAACUUGCUGUCACAAAUAUCACCGUCAACGUUACAUUUGCAUCACGUGAGUUAGAAAUUGAACAAAACGCGACCUUCACCGUUCAGUUAGGUGCUGGAACAAGCCCAAUGUUUUUGUUCGACUUUGGAGACGGCAAUAAAGUGAAGAAUACUUUGGGAAAGAUCUCACACGCCUACGCCUACAAAGAUAUUUAUCUGACACAACCGAACUUCACCUACCAAGUUUAUGUGUCAGCCUAUAAUAACGUGUCCUCAGUCUCUACCAUAAUAAAUGUCACCGUGCAUAGACCAGUUCUUCAACUACAUAACAUGAAGCUGUCGACGUUGCCUUCAAACGUGUCUGAAAACGCGAGAAUCGUGCUUUCAAUCGAUCAAGGCUCGGAUUAUUUCUGUGAUUGUGAUUUCGGAGAUGGAAGAGCGCUACACCGGCUAAACAUCCCAAACAAAGUGUAUCUGGGCUCAGUCCGAACACCAGUUAAGAACUUUAACAAUCACAGUUAUCGAAUAAGUCAUGUCUACCAAAAAUCUGGAAAAUACCAUUUGCUUGUGGAAUGUAAAAACCGGCUUAGUUAUGGAAGGGAUACCCAGGAAAUUACUAUACAAGAGCCGAUAAAAGAUCUAAAAAUUUCUAACUUGCACCCUCGACAGUUUAACGAAACUUUUGUUAUUUCAUGGCAAACAACCAAUGGCACCGAUGUAAACUUUCGGAUUCUUUUUGGCAAUGUAAUUUCUAAGGAGUUGGGUGGGAAUCGAAACGUCACCAUUAAACCUGCAGAAUAUAAAGCUGCGGGUGUAUUUCAAGUAGUGGUUGAAGCAUGGAACUUCGUCUCCAGGGCUGUUGCUAAAACAGCGCUGAUAAUCCAACAUCCGGUACAUAUUGAAGAUGCAUAUGCUAGGUUACCCCAACAAGGCGGUUCACAUGGUGGGCAAGGUUUUCAUAGCAACAACUUUCCAGCUUGCCGCAACGUCACAUUCCAAGUUUUCGCGCUAGGAACUGACUUAUCGUAUCAAUGGCAGAUCGAUAAUGAAAAAGGGAAAUUCGGACCAAAGAUGCGCAUUCAGCACAGUUUUCGCCGUGUAGGAAUUCACACUGUGAUGGUUCUGGUAAGGAACUUGGUGAGUGAGGCGCAUGCGAACAUCAGUGUAAUGAUUCACUACGCCAUAGAGGAUCCUAUCUUGCAAAUCAACAGCCCUCAGAAAAUUAAUCAACCAAUUUUAUUUUACAUAAGCGCUAAGCAGCUCGGCACAAAUUCUUGCUUCUUUGUCGAUUUCGGAGACGGGACACGUUCCUUGUUUGGACAUCCCGGAUGCAAAGCAAGAAACUCAACGUCCAGCUUUAUUGUCAAAUCAGCCGUUGAAAGCGUUAAGUUUGAUCAUGUCUACAAUCAGGUGGGACAAUAUGUUGUUGCCUUAAACGCUUCAAACGAGGUAUCCUUUGUUCGUGUUUUUAAAGAUGUCGAAGUUGUCUUUGCAUCUUGUGCAAGUCCUUAUGUCAAGAUUGAAAAUCUUGGUGAAACUUCAAAUACCGCCCCAACAUCACUCAGAUCGGAUCCCUUCGUUGUCCGUACUCUGAUUCACCUUGACUGCGAGAGAUCCAACAAAGUAAAAUUUAGCUGGAGGCUACUGUUGCUUGACGAAAACGGAGUUCAAAGCAAACACAAAGGAAAUAUUAUUCUGAAUGAAAGAGAACUAAACAUUCCCAGGAAAACGUUGCAAUACGGAGUGUAUGAAGUUCAGUUCACAGCGCAAAUGGCGAUACCUGAAACAGACAAAUUUCGCGGCACAACUAUUGGUUACUUAAAAAUUGUUCCAUCGCCCCUCAUAGCAAAGAUUGACGGCGGUAAUUUGAUUAGUCGAGGAUUUGGGAAAAAGGUAAAGAUCGAUGCAUCACCAUCGAAAGACCCGGAUGUUGAAAAUGUACAAGACUCAGGCUUGAGUUACACGUGGCUAUGCAGGAGCAUUUACACGCAGUUCCCACAAAAUCUUUAUUCAAAUUUAAAUCUGCGCACCCCAUACGACACCACCGGUCAAACGUCAACACCUGGGAAAAUGUACUCAAAGGGUUGCUAUGGAGAUGGAGAGUUUGUUUUGGCUGGCAGGGAUAGUUGGCUGACUCUGGACACGUCGCAGAUGAUGGAAGAUGAAACAUACGUGGUGUUUGUGGUCAUAAGGAAAGGAGGAAGGACAGCCCAUCAGUACCAAGUGGUGGAAGUCAUCCAAGGAGAUCCUCCUGUGUCAAAAUUAGAGUGUAAGCAGAACUGUGGAGAGAAAAUCUGUCCGUCCAAACGAUUUUCCCUGGUUGGCACCUGUUUUGAGGGUUGUAUUGGACGCCUGAUCUACGAAUGGCGAGUCUACAAAAACGUUGGCAACGACUCCAUCAAGUCCUGGGAACUGCAACAAGAUAUCGCGCAAAGCUUGGCCGAGGUGAAGGAUACCACAGGUCCCAUUUUCACGCUGCCUAAAGACAUGCUCCAUGGGGGCAGCGAGUACCUCAUUCGCCUUUACGGCCGCCGUGCGAGGGGAGUCAACGGCAAGACAGAGAGUGUGUACGUAACGAAUGAAGUUCCUCAGGGAGGGGCCUGUUUUGGUUGGCCUCCGAGCGGUGAUGCACUGGUAACGAAUUUCCAUAUUUGGUGCGAAGGCUGGAAAGAUCCCGACAUGCCCCUGAGCUAUCAAUUUUAUUACAAAAAUGACGAAGGAAAACUAGUUCUGUUUUACUUUGGUCAUAAUAAUUUUACAUAUUCUGAACUACCUCUUGGAAAUCCCACGCAGAAUUACACGCUGGAAAUAAUCGCCAAAGUGUUAGACUUCUACAAAGGAGAGGCCAAAUAUUCUCUUUUUUUGCAGUCUGUAGAACCCAAGAUAGAAGGAGACCAACUUGAUAAUAUGCUUGCUAACAUGACAUCAGGUGAAAACAGUCAGUUAAGCAACCUGGUGAACGUAGGUGAUAGCCAAGCCGCUCUAAGGAUGGUUGGAGCCAUCAAUUCACUUCUGAACGCGCAGAGCACAAAAACACCAUCCGGUAAUGACAGCGAAAGAGAGGGUGCCAGGAAAGAAAAGAGAAAAGAGGUUCGGACAUCAGUAAUCAAAGCGGCGGCGUCCCUUCCUGUGACGUCAUUAGAGGGCCUGCAACAGUCCGCUGACACGAUAGCUAGUGCCUCCAUGUUCACCGAUGAAACAUCAACAACAGCUAUGAAUGCUUCAACAGAAGCUUUUGAGAGAAUGUCGGCCCUGUUAAAGAGUAGUUCCGAUGACUUUGCUGGUUACGACGCAGUAGUUAGCAGCGCCGAGUCCCUCUUGUCUGGAAUGGGACAAGUUCUUAAUGCCGCUGGGAGCUCCGUAGCUAUUAAGCCCAAAAAGAUGAAUGCUACGAAAGCCCCUCCAACGUGUGGGCCUUACGAUUUUGACUGUAGAGAAGUAGAUGAUGAAUUCUCUGGAAAUUCUACGGAUGAAGAAGAUGUAGAACUUGACGAAGAAUCUGCCAAGAGCCGAGAUGCAGCUAACGCUAUCGUGGGAAUGCUUGGAACAGUUAGCGGCUCUGUCCUGGAGAACAAACUCCCAGGUGAACAACCAAGUGUUAUUUCAACUGCUAAGCUCAACAUGGCGGUAGAAAGGGCUGACCCAGACUCCCCGAACGGAUCUUCUAUCGGUGACGGAGCAUCAGGCUUCAAGAUGCCUCCUUUAGGAAAGCUGUUUGGCAAAGCAGGCUCAGACCUUGAUGGCCCUGUAGACAAAGAGAUGGCUGCUGUUAACGAGAACCCAUACACUUGGGACAAAGGAUCUUCGAGUAUCACCGGAAAGGUCGUCAGUCUUUCUUUUAAUAGCAAAGGUAAAAAGCUAAGUGUCUCCAACCUGGACGAAGAUGACCCAAUAGACGUUUUUAUUCCAAGAGAUUCUCCCGUCAGUCCUCCGGAAAAAUUUAUUUACAACUGUUCUGUGCACCGAGGAAGGCGUACACAUAAGCUGUUGGUUGACAAAAAUGGCACUGCCGUCAAUGUAGAGGUUCGUUUAGUCGGCUCAAGUCGGCAGUUUGUGGUUUAUGUCAGGCGCGGGAAAGCCCCGACAACUACAGAGUUCGACUGGAGAGCAGUUUCUCCCAACAUAACCGAAGAAGAACGAUUGAGUCCUAAUGUUACCGAUGAAAGUACAAACUCUACAGACCAAGAUCCUACCUCUUUCAGUACAUCAUUAAAUUCAACUUUAAAUGAGACAAACACUCUACAAAUAAAUCUCACUAAACUGGAACACGCCAGAGAUAAUCUUCACGACUCCAAUGUUACAUUAUUUCUAUCUCAAAAGAGACUUUACAUGGGUACAUAUUUCGUUAGCAUCUAUUUUUCGCCACCGUCUCCGUUGAAUGGACAACACGACCCAGCUGAAUGCAAAGGCAAUGAUUUAAGCAUUACUUACACGCUGAGAACGUUUAAAUCCAAAUGUUUAUAUUGGAACGAGGAAUUUCAAAAGUGGAAGAGCGAUGGCUGUGAGGUUGGUAACUUGACAAGUGUCACACGCACCCAUUGCCGUUGCACACAUUUGACAGCAUUUGGUUCAAUGAUGGACGUCGCCCCAAAUCCAAUUGAUUACAGCGCCGUAUUGGCUGGAUUCAGUUCAAUGUUCGAAACAGGGAACGUAGUAGUGUUUUUCUUUAUCAUCGUCAUGUUUCUCCUGUAUGCUCUUGCGUUGGUGUGGGCCAGGAGAGCCGACAAGAGGGACAUGGAACAGGUUGGGGCAACGCCUAUUCCCAGCAACGUAUAUAAUGCCACAUAUCAUUAUGAGCUUACGUUUUUCACUGGUCAGCGGGGUGGUGCAGGUACAACAGCCCAGGUGUCGUGUUUGUUGUAUGGCGAGGGUGGAGAUAGUGGAAUCUGCAUUCUGAAGGACGAAAAUCGUCCUACUUUCCAAAAAGGUAGCGCCAACUCAUUUGUAAUCUCUGUUGCAAAGUCUUUGGGUCCAAUAACGUUCUUGAGAGUGUGGCACGACAAUCACGGGUUAUCACCUGCCUGGUUUUUGAAACGGGUCCUGGUGCGAGACAUCCAAUCAGGAGCGAUAACGAUAUUGAUCUGUGAACGAUGGUUCGCGCUGGAUGAGGAUGACGGCGAGAUCACGCGCGACUUAACUCCCGCAGGGGAAAAAGAUCUCACUUCGUUUUCAAGACUUUUUAAUAGUAAACUAUACAAAGACUUCACGGAUGCUCAUUUGUGGUUCUCUGUCAUUCUGAAGCCAUCUAGGAGUAAGUUCACACGAUCUCAGCGCGCGUCGUGUUGUCUUUGCCUUCUGUGUACAGCUAUGGUGUCUAGUGCUAUGUUCUAUGGGCAAAAUGUAUCCGGGGAUAAUGGUGGCAGCCUAGUCCUGGGACCUAUUGAGGUGAACUUAGUAUCGAUUAUGAUUGGUAUACAGUGCAGCCUCGUUAUCGUUCCAGUUAAUGUUGCUAUAGUUACCAUUUUUAAGAGUGUGAAACCCAAAGGAACUGAAAAGACUGGUGAGGAAACGGAGGAACAGUCCUCAUCCUCAUCAGAUGAAACAAUUUGUGUCUCAGAAGUAGAAAUUUCCGACAUAGACGAAACAAAGACAGGAAUUGAAAAGGAAACUCCACCGAAUAAAGAAAUUCAUCUGAAUGGUAUUGAUUCCUCUGAAGAUGGUUAUGGCAGUGCUGAUAAUGAAGACCUCGUAGUAGUAAAUAAAGCAGAGAAAACUUCAAGCGGUAAAAUGGAUUUCUUUCGACACAGACGAGAUGGAGGGCACAAAUAUGUUGUCCAAACAAACAGCCUUGACUCACAAAGCUCUGACUUUCUCGACGAAACGUCCGAAAACUCAGUAAAUGAAAGAAAGGGCACAACAAAAUGGUGGUGUUGCAGAAAACGAACCAAAGACAUCGAAGACGGCGACAGUAAGGAAAAGAGUGAAGAACAGGAAGAGAAAAAGAAGAAAAAAUCCGAUGGCUUCCUUCCACAUUGGUGUUUAUAUAUAGCAUGGACUCUGUGCAUUAUGGCGUCUUUUACAUCAGCUUUGUAUACCUUAUUUUACAGCAUGAUGUGGGGACGGGAUAAAUCAAACCAGUGGUUUAUUUCAAUGAUCCUGACGUUCGCUCAAGACACUCUCAUUAACCAGCCAGCAAAGGUUUUGUUCUUGUCAAUGGUCUAUGCCAUCUUCAUAAGGAAGAGUGACGAGGAAACAGAUGCCGAACAAGGAGUUGAAGACCCGCGAAAAGGGCAAGAUGAAGAGUGGCUUCAUGGCGACACUUUGGACAACGAAGACAGAGAAAAGGAACUGCUACGAUACAAACCUCCUGACGAAAGCAAAUUAAACGCCUUGCGAGAAACCAGGGUUAGAGAAAAGCAAUUAAAAGACAAGUUUAUCAAGCUGGGAGAUUACACUUUCGUCGUUCUUGUCCUGGUAUUGCUCAGUUAUGGCAACAGGGACCCACAGUCGUUCAUGAUGAGAAACUCGAUGGAAAAGGAAUUUAUACAUCCUCUUACAGCAUCUUACCCCCAAGGAAUUACAGAUGUGAACAAUUUGCAGCUAUUUAUGACAUGGACAGAGCAAAGCUUAAUUCCUUAUUUGUACGAACAAGACUGGUAUAAUGGAGAAAAGGUAACGAACAGAACCGGAUACACUUCAGGAAGACAGUCCAGACGACUUGGACGGAUUCGAUUGCGUCAAGUUCGCGUCGAGAACGGUAGCUGUUCUGUGACAAAAGUGCUGAGAGAAGUUAUCCACGAGUGCAAUCCUCCUUUUGAUGAAAAGCAUGAAGAUACCCGGAUGUUCAGCCCCGAAUGGCGCGCUGGAUAUCAACCGGCAGAGGACACUCCGCUGUACAAAAGAAGUGCAUCGGGGCAACUUUCUCCAUGGGCUUACUUGGACCCCACGGAAUCAAAUUCUUCAUUCACAUUUUACGGUAGAAUCGCGUUUUACCCUGGUGGUGGUUACGUGGCGGAGUUUGGCGAUUCCUUGGAGGAAACAGCCGCCUUCGUGAAGUAUCUCAAGUCGACCCAUUGGAUUGACAAGUACACCAGAGCUGUCUUUAUCGAAGGAGCAAUAUACAACCCUAACACGAACCUCAUUGGAGUCAUAGAGACUGGUGUGGAAGUAACGUCUGGAAAUGCUUUUUUACCGCGAGUUGAUUUUAAAAUCUUCAGACUAUUUGCCCGGUUGGAUCCUUCGUACGCCUUUAACUCAGCUUGUGAGUUGUUGUUCUUCGUGAUUAUCCUUUACACUCUGUACACGAUUAUCAAAGGUAUUUAUCAGCGGAGGAAGGAGUACUUCUAUGAAACAGUAAGUCAGCUGGACAUUAUCCUCUUUGUGGAUGGUGUUGCUAUCGUAGUUGUGUAUGUUGUUCGAGAGAGCAAACUCAAAAGUGCCGUGGCUACCCUUAAAAGUGAUCAAGAAUGGUUCAUGGACUUCUCCCAGUGUGCCUCUUACAACGAGACACUUGUUAUCUUGUACGCGUUUGCAGACUUUGUCGCCAUAUUAAAGUUCAUCCAUUUCUUAAGCUUCACGCGCGUCGUUCAACUUUUAUCAACCACUAUCGCAAAAUCUGUAGUUGAGCUACAGUCCUUCGCCGUCAUGCUGUUUGCCAUAUACAUGGCGUACUCUUCAAUGGCAUUCACAGUCUUCGCGCCUUACGUGGAAGACUACAGGUCUUUCUCUGCAACCCUUGCCUCUUUGUCAUGUCUUGUGAUGGGAGUUUUUGAUCAUACUGAUUUUACUUCCCAGUCUGAUUACAAAACUGUGGGUUAUUUUUUCUUCACGACUUUUUCUGCCAGCAUGAUAUUUAUAUUUACAAACGUUGUUAUAACGAUCAUCAGCGUUGUGCACCAAGAUGUCUGCACCGACGAGGAGCUUAAGAAAAACCAAGAUUCUUUUUUUAACAUUAUUUUGGACAGAGUACUGAUUUUCACCGGGCUCAAAGGACCACCAGUCCGAGAGGAACCAGAAAUUGAAGAACCUUCUAUAUCCGAAAUACAAUGGAAUUCAAAUGUAAACUAUAUAGAGAAAAGUCAAUUGAAGCGGUUCAAAGGAUUGAUAAAAUCUAUUUAUGAUUACGAUGAAAUAGAGAACAUAUCACUGAUCAGGGCGUAUACGUGCACGUGGGAAAGAAAAACGAUACGUGAUUCUGGUUACCAAGGAGACACAUCAAGAUCAAAUGCUGCUGACCAAAGCAACAAUGACGAGCACGGGUGCACAAAUGAUACGAAAAGUCUAGAUCAAGGAGAGUCUGUUGCGAAAGAUGAGCAACAAUUGGAAAGUCCAUCAUCUCAAGAAAAAAAUAGUCCAGCCGAAACUUUGACUAAGUUGAUCGCCAAAAAAACUGAAGAACUGAGAAGACUGGAGGAGCAAGGAGUUUGUGAUGAAAAAGAGAGAUUACGUUGCGUUAGAGUGAUUGAGUGCUUUCAGGACUUGUUGAAGAAAUCCGUGGGAGACGAGGACUCUGCUAAAUUGUUUUUAAGCCAUGAAGAGGAAUUUGAAGUCUAAUUAGGAAAAAAAUACAGAGUAGAAAAUCCAAAACCCAG